Aspergillus heteromorphus CBS 117.55 is the source of this 757-nucleotide messenger RNA. RefSeq lists its product as uncharacterized. The transcript has a single exon. The record is from RefSeq and is a predicted model, not a curated record. Bases 311 to 709 code for a protein of 132 amino acids. NCBI's taxonomy places the organism in Eukaryota, Fungi, Ascomycota, Eurotiomycetes, Eurotiales, Aspergillaceae.
CUUAAUCUCUCCCUGAGUCCCUCCGUCACAUCACAUCACCUAUCUAUCUUACACUCCUCCCUCUUCCCCUCCCCAAACCCAAACCAAGCCCAAACCAAAAAAGAAACCACCACCAUGCCCUCUCACCUCAUUCCCCGGUGGAAACCCAAGAGCGAGCGCGCCUUCGAACAGGCCCUCACGCAGUAUCAGGCCGAGGAACGCCGGGGGAGAGACGGGCCAAACAAACCCGCCAGGUCGUGGAUCGGACUGUACUUCGGGGAACGGGAGCGUGGGAUCCCGAUCCCCCAGCGCUGACGCCGCAUGAUGCACGAUGGAGGGGCUGCUGGUGUUAUUACAUCCGGCAUUGGUCCUACUGCCCAGAGUCAGUGUGACGUGUCAGAGUCAGAGUCUGAGUCUGAGCGAGCCAGAUAACAACAACGACCUAUUUAAUAAUAUACUGAUAAAUAGAAGAAGAAGAAGAAUUUCCUUAAAAAAAAUCCGAAUUAAAGCUAACUUAUGUAAGACAGCAAUCUUGAAUCUAGGGGAGUUGUUGCCACUGAGCCAAAAGGCUAACAUUACCCGCAGUUACUACCUGCGGACCCCUAGAAUGCCAUUAUCCCACAUAUAUACUCAAGUACACCCGGGAGGAGGUGGGCUUUACCCUUGUAAGUAUGCAUAUCCGGAUCGCGCGGAUAUCAUCCCUUACAACUUACUUCUAGAGCUAUAUUAGAUAUACAAAACUAUUCUAUAUUUGAUACUUCUUUAAUAACAAUAAAAU